Messenger RNA from Bombina bombina (fire-bellied toad), 1828 nucleotides. RefSeq names its product alkB homolog 3, alpha-ketoglutarate dependent dioxygenase (gene ALKBH3). The transcript has 9 exons. Gene Ontology annotation, biological process: DNA repair; DNA alkylation repair. Gene Ontology annotation, cellular component: nucleus. Gene Ontology annotation, molecular function: dioxygenase activity. The record is from RefSeq and is a predicted model, not a curated record. NCBI's taxonomy places the organism in Eukaryota, Metazoa, Chordata, Amphibia, Anura, Bombinatoridae. Bases 388 to 1218 code for a protein of 276 amino acids.
CGUCUCACAUUCAGCUUGGUGCUUUUUGUUUCUUUAUAUUGAGUUGGAGUUACAUUGGAUGAAAAUAUAUAGGCGAAUUGGGUGAAAAACAAAUCAAAAUUUAUGGAACAAUACAACAUAAUAAGAGAUGUGUAGAAGUCAUUAUUGAUAUAAAUGUAAACAGUGACCUGGUUUAUUAAUUCAUAAUAUUGGAAAACAAAAUGCUCCAUAUUUCAAAGUGCAAAUAGCAUGAUGGCCCUACAGACUGUGCAUGAGACUUGUGCAUUAUGGUCCAAGUGCAAUGGCAGUUAAGAAGCUCAUUUGAUUUAGUGUGCUUUUCUUAUUCUGUACAGAAAGACUUGUAAGAUUCAGCAAAUGUUUUUUGUAGGGUGAGAAGUGACUGGGGCUAUGGAGGACAAACGGAGGCGGGCACGUGUGCAGGGAGCUUGGGCUGGACCCACCAGACGUAUUCCUCAAGCAGCCCCCCCAGCUAGGCCAUAUCAGUGGUGUAAGGAGCAGCCUUCCCAAGAGAAACAAUUUGUUUACAAAGAACCAACAGAGGUGGCUCGUCGGGUGCCAGAACCCCGGUUGAUUGAUGUGGCUGGUGUCCAUGAGCUCAGUGUAUCUCCUGCGGGAGUUUCCAGGGUACAUCUCUUCCCUUUGUUUAUAGACUCCAGCGAAGCUGACUGGAUGUUUGAGCAGUUGCUCCAGGAGGUCUCAUGGGGCCAGAAGACAAACAUGGGGCCUGAUGGACCUUACCAAGAACCACGCCUCACCUCUUGGUAUGGGGAAGUUGCCUAUACUUACUCUCGCUCUACAAUACAGCCCAACCCUCACUGGCAUCCCUUGCUCACAAUGCUGAAGGACCGCAUUGAAGAAGUGACUGGUUACACAUUUAAUGCACUGUUUUGCAACCUGUACAGACAUGAUAAGGACAGUAUAGAUUGGCAUAGUGAUGAUGAACCAGCCCUUGGUAGGAAUCCCGUUAUUGCAUCUCUCAGCCUUGGGGAUACUCGCAUCUUUCAGAUGAGAAGAAAGCCGUCUCCGGAGGAUGGUGGAGACUACACAUAUGUGGAACGUGUACAUGUUCCAUUGGCCCACGGUACGCUGCUGCUUAUGGAAGGAGCAACACAGGAAGACUGGCAGCACCGUGUGCCCAAAGAAUAUCAUGACCGAAAACCCAGAAUAAACCUUACCUUCCGCACUAUGUUUCCCGAGACAGAGGGUCAGCAUCAAUGAGUGGCUUCUGGGCUACCUCGUAUGGAAUGGAGAGCAACUGUGUUAAGACUAAAGGCCCCUCAACUAAAAAAUAAAACACAUAGAGUUCAUAUACUAAAAGGGGUUUAUCAUGUGAUUAUACCUCACUGCUUAACUACCUAUAAAAACACAAAAACACUUGUAUAUUAGUGUGUUACACAUAAGUGUUCCUGCUAAAUAGGCUUCAGGACCCCUAAAUUAUUGAAAGCUAGUGGUCUGGAUCCAUAGUAAUAGUGUUUACUUGGAUCCUGAAACAGUAUGGGUCUAUCAAUGUUAUCAUUAUGUUGUAUUUUUUUUCUUGCCAAGGAAUGGGCCUUUUUGAACUUUAUUUAAGCAGCAACCAAAUUCUAGAAGCAAAUUUAACUUAAAGUGACUGAUUGUCUUUUGAUUCCUCCUGGGUAAUUAUUCCCAUAACCACCACAUAGGACAAUGCAAUUCAGUUUGUUGUAUCCACAUGCUUAACCUGGUUUAAAGGGGCACUGAAUUCCGUGGUUGCUAUUGUUCCUUAAGAUUAAUUUAUUAUUAUCUUUCGUACAUAUUUUGUCUUUAAAAAUAUAAUGAAAUAAAAUUUAGUUUGAGCUUCUUUACUAAA